UUAGCGCAUAGUGUGAAAUGUGAGUUGAUGUAUAAAACGGACGGAACGCCUACUGAAACGGCACAGAACCUCAAGGAACUACAACAGCAGCACAUCAGCAGCAGCAGCAUCAGCAAAUCCUCCAGUGAAUUAUUUAGUAUAUUAUUCUCCCACACACAACAUGAACUGCAGCUGGAUAUUUGCGCUCAUCCUGGCCACAUUGUGCCUGUCUCAGGCAGCGCCUCUGAACAAUCCCUACCAGGCUUUAAGCUCGCCCAGCGACAUCAGCGGGCAGCCUGUGCGCACGAAACGCGGCAGCUAUCAAAAUGAUUACUACAUCUGCUAUCCCAGCAGCGUUGUCUACGGCUAUCAUCACAACAAUCCCAGUUCCCAGGACGAACAUCGUCGUUCCGAUGCGCCGGAGCAGCGCUUCCUCGCCUACGAUUCCUACGAUGCACGCACAAAUCGUGCGGACAGGGAACGCGCCGCCUACACAGACAGCUUUGGCAAAUAAUCUCAACUCAAACUUAGAUGUUAUAUGUAGAGUAUAUAUUCUAGUUAAGCCAUUCGCACAGGUGUAGCUGUAGUUAGUAUUUAUUUAUACUAAUUAUUUAUUGUUUUUUAUAUAAUAUAUGUUAAUAACAAAGAAAUGAAAA
Messenger RNA from Drosophila montana, 635 nucleotides. RefSeq lists its product as uncharacterized. The coding region runs from base 161 to 493 and encodes 110 amino acids. The record is from RefSeq and is a predicted model, not a curated record. NCBI's taxonomy places the organism in Eukaryota, Metazoa, Arthropoda, Insecta, Diptera, Drosophilidae. The transcript has a single exon.